AUGACGCCUGUACCAACUGGAUAUGAGCUGGUGGGGGCCGUCCGUAACGAAAAUGCUGCAUUGUGGCGAAUUUACCAGGUUUCCAAGGAGGUUACGCGAUUGCACUGCGCCGUACCUCUCAAGGAAGCGCCGUUCAAGAAAUGGACGCCGCUUACAAUGGAGGCGGGUAAAGGCCUGGACUGGGCUGACUUUGACUACUGUGAAGAUGCAAAUGAAUGGCUCUUGUUCCAUGCCAGCAUUCCCGAGGCACUGAACGCCAUCUGCCGUACUGGGUUCACCAUGGCCAAGCUUGGCUCUGGUGGGACAACGGGCGGAGGCGGCCUCUAUGGCGAUGGCACCUACUUUGCCGAUUCCAUCACCAAGGCAGAUGAGUACGCUCGGCGGAAGGUGGAGAAAGGUGCCUUUGCCGGAUGUCGGGCUGCGGCACUUUGCCGGGUACUGGGUGGACGGCAUUUCUAUAUGGACAAGGACGUGAUGGAAAAGGACAAGCCCAAAUUCGCCAAGAGAGUGCUCGAAGGACACUACAACAGCACUGUGGGAGACCGAUUGAAGGUGAAGAACACCUUCAGGGAGUAUGUGGCCUACGAUGCAGCGGCAACGUACAUGGAGUACAUCAUCUACUACCGGCGCAAAGGUGUGCCUGCCAAGCACGAGUGA
Molecule: messenger RNA, 657 nt
Organism: Symbiodinium pilosum
Lineage: Eukaryota; Dinophyceae; Suessiales; Symbiodiniaceae
Source: the annotation of a GenBank genome assembly